Messenger RNA from Knipowitschia caucasica, 2253 nucleotides. NCBI's taxonomy places the organism in Eukaryota, Metazoa, Chordata, Actinopteri, Gobiiformes, Gobiidae. The record is from the annotation of a GenBank genome assembly.
AUGUCUAAUAACCAAAGAGGAUUGCAUUUUUUGCUCGGAACGGAAUAUGAAAGAAAAAAACAAACGCUUCAAGAGGAGCUACAGAUGGAUUACAAACGUUACAUUAACCAGAAAAGAGGCCUAAAAGCUGAAGAUUAUGACAGAUCACAAGCCCAAGGUCUGUCUUUGCCCAUUACCGAGAGGACUUCACUGAAGGAAAAAUUGAGAGAAGAGAGAAGUCGAGAAUACAACCUUUUUCUUCAGGAACGAGCUAAAACUUCAAGGCGGGGACAGUUCUCUGUGGCCUCUAAACCUGAGGAACCCUCGAGUUUGGACAAAAUGCACAUACACCAAGUGCAUAUUCCUGGAGAAAGCUAUUGGCCUGCAGAGCCUUCACCUCCUCGCAAAGAUGUUGCCACGCUUACAGACAUUGUUCGAAGUAUGAAGGGCAGGAAAAGAUGGGACGUGAGCCAUCAGAGGCAAAGAGAUAUCCUUUUAAAACCAGAGGAUUACAGCAGCUCUGAGGAGAGCAAGGACAGUGGCGAGAAGAUUGAGUUCAGUCACAGGAGGAAACCAAAUGGACAGAUCCAGAAGUCCAAGUACAUAAAAAAGGACAAAGAUGGCAGAGCUAAAAGGGUUCCCGCUGAUGUGAAGUAUGAUGAGGACGUCUUUAUUGAUAAAAACAACAAUGACCAGAAUUCACCAGCUCUUCACAAAUACGACAAAGGGGUUCUGGCAAAAAGUAAUAUUCCAAUUACUACCACUAAAGUGUUUGCAACAGGACUGUUGAUUGGACGUUCAGAAGAACAAGAUACCUUGCAGAAAAAGAAAGAACAAUAUAAGCGAGAAUUACUCAUCCAAAUGGCUGAGCAACGUGAAAACAAACGAAUGGUUUCUUCAGUUCCUCCACCAUUUCCUCCCAGAGUAGAGCAAACCUACAGGACUCGACAUGAUGAGGUAAAAGACAAAGCAGAGCGAAGAAGCAGAGAAAGGGAGGAACGGCAGCUCUCCAAUGCCCAAAUGGUGUCGGAGAUGAUGUCCUAUAACCCCUGGGGCAGAGCGGGAGGAGGAGCGCCCCUUAGAGACCAAACUGGAAACCUUAUUACUGACCUGGACCAGAUGCACAAACUCAAUGAGGAGAGCUUUAGGAACAGCAACCUGAAAAAAAGCAGUGAGUCAACUCUUCAACACAAGCGUGUGCCUCCGCUCUCUAGACUGGAACAAUUAGGUGACAGGGAACGAGACAAUUUACAACGAAAAAUCAGUUACCAAGAGUCCUUAAAACAGCAGAUUGAGGAAAACAGACAAAAGCAGGCUGAGGAGAGAGAACGACAAAAAGUGAUGGAGGAGAAGGAGGAGAAAAGGCUGGCAAAGGAAAGGGCUCGAAUGCUGAAGGACUACGAGGAGGAGGAGCAGAGGAACAGGACCAAGAUGCAUAUAGAGGAAAAGAAUAAAAAGCAGAAAGAGGAGAGAAAACGGUGGGAGACGGCUGAAAGAGGGCUGUCAGAGUGCAAUCAGGAGAACAAGCAAAAGGACAAACUGAAUGAAGAGAGAAAAAUCCUGGGGAGUAGUGGACCCUCACCCACUAUUCCAACCGUUUAUGACUCCAACACGCAUGUCCGAAGUCCUGCCUCUGACAUGAACCAGCUUUCCUUCAAGAAUAUGGAGGACCUAGAGACAGCACCAGAGAAGCAUUCAGAACUGCCCCCUGAAUGGUCUCAGCCGCUGCCAGGCACCAAAGACAAGGCAGAGAGGAUUCUGCUGCACACAGAGAAAAUGUCCAGCUUACAACAGAAAGACUUCGAUCCUCUCAAGAAAACACUAAAAACCUCCAUGAGUUCCAUGGCCGUAGAUACAAAGAGGAUUCCAACUCACGAGUCUGUUGAGCCAUUGCCAGCUGCCAAAGUAGAACACGACAUUUACGAUUGUGAAGAAGACUUGUCUCGUCACUAUUUGGUGGAGUCCCAACAAAGAUCUGCACAUCGGCGAAGACGAGAUGAGAAGGCCGCUCCCGUCAAUCCAAUGGAGCACUUUGAUCCCGGCUCCCCGCCUCGUUCCUCAGACACGAUUGUGAAACAGAAGCUGAGCUGCAGAGGCCAGCUUCCAUCAGAGCUGCAGUGGGAGGAUGAAGAGGAUGAAGAGGACCUCUUAUCCAGGCGCUCCUCCCACUCAGCCCCAGAGACGCCGCUCUCUGUGGCCACGGAGCUGUGGCUGAGAACCACCUCAGAACCAGAGCCCAGGAGACCGGGCCGACGGCCACGGACGCUUCUCUGA